Messenger RNA from Linum tenue, 206 nucleotides. NCBI's taxonomy places the organism in Eukaryota, Viridiplantae, Streptophyta, Magnoliopsida, Malpighiales, Linaceae. The record is from the annotation of a GenBank genome assembly.
GCUGAUUGGUGGACCUCAUUUGGAGAUGAAGUGCCAGAGCUUCAAAAAUUUGUCAUCCGAGUCCUGAGUUUGACUUGUAGUGCUUCUGGGUGCGAGCGUAAUUGGAGUGCAUUUGAGAGGAUUCAUACUAAGAAAAAGAACAAUUUUAAUGCACAAUAGAUGAAUGAUCUUGUGUAUGUCAUGUGCAAUAACAAGUUGGUGGGAGG